Molecule: messenger RNA, 3334 nt
Organism: Gorilla gorilla gorilla (western lowland gorilla)
Lineage: Eukaryota; Metazoa; Chordata; Mammalia; Primates; Hominidae
Exons: 4
Coding region: 2852-3124 (90 amino acids)
Source: RefSeq, a predicted model, not a curated record
UUAAGAGACAGUUGGCAGAUACUAUAUUAAGUAUUGUGAUGGGGAGGUACAGGUACACGGGGAAGGCUGUGUAACUCAGAGCAGAAGGAAAGCUUCCUGAGAGAUGUGUUCUCUUAAGGCAAGACUUAAGGAAUGAUUAGGAUUGGGAGAGUAACACAGGAAGAGGAUGAAGUACAGAAUCCUGCUUCAGGAAGAGGAACAAACAUGUGCAAAAGCCUAGAGGUGGGAACGGGCAUGGAAAAUUCAGUAAACCCAAUAUAUCUCAGGCUAUUGAAAUAUGGGGUGAGAUAGAAUGAGAAGGUUAAGAGAGAGGCUUGUGAGGAAAGCAGGUCCCAGAUCAUGAAAAAUGUGUAAGCGAUAUUUAGGAAUAUGUAGUUUAUUCCAGAAGCAACUAGAAGUCAUUAAAGUGCUUUCAAAGCGGGAAUGGCAUGGCCACAUUUGCAUUAUAGAAAGAUAAUUCUCAUUGCAGUGCAGAGAAUGAGUUGGAAAGGGAGUUUGGAAGCACUAGGGUCAGGAAGGCCAAAGAGGAUAUUGCUGAGUAAUCUAUGUGAGAGGUAAUGGUGACCUAAACUGGGGUGGUGAUAAUGGAAAUAGAGAGAAGAGUGGAGAUUCCUGGAAUAUUUAAGAGGUAUGAUUGUAGGACCUGGAAUAUAAGAGAAGAAUCAUUGAGGUCUAAACUGAGUUAUAAAGGAUGUGAAUAUCAAAAUAAUUUUGUAGAAGUGGAUUCAAAAGAACUGAGAUCGCUGUGAAGUAAAAAUUAAUGUUUAAUGGAAGUAACAGAAUGCAAGAGCUGGAAGAGUAGCUGGAAGAGUAAGAAUCUGUACUCAAAUAGUGAACUUUCAGGUUAAGAUUUCAGAGGUGGAGAAACAGCAGGUGAUGAUAAAGCCUAGGGUGUGGUAUUGAGUGUCUGUAACUAAAGUGGAGCAGAGGUGAAGACCAUUAAGAUCACUGGAGACAGAAAGCCAAGGAAACAGUAGAUGUAGUGCUGCAUGAGAUUUCCACUUUUCUUUGAAUUGUACAAUGAAGAUUGAGGCAGAGAUGAAAACUGUGAAUCAGAUCCUCAAGCUUUCAGUGAAUGAGAAUUACCAGGAGGUCAAUUCAUGAGAGAGUUAAGAAGGAAUAGAAGUUUGUAUAGACUAAAUGACAUCAUACUAAAAGAACUUGUCUCUGCUACUCAGAAGAAACAAAAAUUUCCUUCAGUGACAUUCUUCUGACAUCUCCCAGAUGGAAGCUCAUUAGUAGAGUAGUUGCUCUUAUCCAAGUUACAUCUUUGACAUCUCUACCUGAGUUAACCUCUGCUGAUUCAUCACUUUAUUAUUCCUUUAAAUUCCAGUUCUUCUGAUGUCCUACCAGUGGUUUCUCCUAUCCUAACAUUAACAGCCCUUUGGAAAUGUGUGCAAGUAUGUGUGCCUGUGUAUGUGUGUGUGUUUUUAUGUGCUGAGUGGAGGUAAAGGUCAUUCUACCUGUACAGUUUUGUGUCUCAUUUUUGCUUCAUAGAAAUGAUGAUCCUUUGGGUCCAAAAGAGAAACAAAAAUGAGGCAUGUGCUGAGAAGUCAGCUAAAUAUGCAGUGGACAUAGACAAGCACCAACGAUUGAAAAGUAAAGUUAGAGGAUCACAAAGAGCAGCGUUGGGAAGGAGAGAUGUUGAGUCUCUACCCUGUUUUAGAUAGACUGCUGUAUUUGAGAUUCUGGAUUUUCAGGACUUCACUGGAGCCAGAAUGAAAUUAUAGGUAUGCAGGAGUUAGUCUUCCUGUUAACGAGUGCUAUGGGGAAAUGAAAGUGGGAUGGAGAGGGAAACCGGGAUUAACAGACGCAACAGUCAUGAGGGCCUCUCAUUCCAAAAAUAAAUGCCGCAGGAAAUUCAGGGUCUUCUACCUGACUGCAGACAGUGACAACAUUGAGAGCAAAAAAUUAUAGCUUAUAAUUUCUUUGCCCUUAGGGGCCCCUGCAAUUUCAUUAUAAUGGUUUUAGGUGUUAAUUAAUUGUUUUCAGCUUGGGAUUCAUUGAGCUUCCUGAAUUUAAAUACCGAUGUCCCUUAACAGUUCUGGAAAAGCUUUAGCCACCAUCUCUUCCAAUGUCUCUGCUAUUCUUUCUGGAACUUUGAAUAGCUGCAUAUUUCUUUUACUCUGUCAUUUACUUUUCCUACUUGUGCUUUCACAUUCUGGAUAAUUUCUUUUCCCUGCAGAUUCAAUCAUUCUCUUUUCAACUAUACAAAUCUGCUGUAUAAUCCUUUCUCUGGGUUUCUUCAUUUUAAGGUUUAUCUUUUCAAUAUCUUGAAGUUCUAUUUUUAGAAAACUAAAGCCAGGACUAACUUAACUUAAAAUUCCCCCUCAAACUUUCUUCAGACAAGAAAAAUGCUGAAAAUUUGAACUAAAGACUCGCGAGAAAGCUUGCUAAUGGUUAUAAAUCCUCUAAGGAGGCACCAAGUUCUGGACAGACAUAUUUCUUUCUGAUCCUUUUCUAAAGGAGAGGAUUUACUUCUCAUUCACCUUUGCUCUGAUCGUUUAGUACUCUGGGGUCCAAGCUGUAUUAAGGUUUUAGGCUUUAUCUCCUUCCUCCUUCCACCCCAGUCCUGCCACGGGGUUGUCAGAAACCACUGAGAGCAAAGCUAAUUUUGUCAUUUACUGCCCAGUGUUUCUGCUUUCACUUCAGAGUUGGGCUCUCUGCUCCUCCAUUUUGAGCCAAAUCAGCUAGGCAUGUAAAAAGAUUUUCUGUUGGUAUAGCUGGCACUGUUGUUUCAGUAGGAGGACCACGCUGGGUAUCCAACUUGAGAGACGUUAAAGUGAAGCAGGCAGAAAUCCGCUUCUGAGAGAGGGCUUCCUGAGAGUGAUGGUGAAAGUUACUGGAAGUAAUGGGAGCAGAAAGGGUUUGUACCAAGGCUCCUGAAAUCACGCAGGAUGAAGCAGAAAUCUACUCUUUGACAAACAUGGAGGGCAGUAUUGGAAUCAAAGGAUGUGAGUUCAAGUCUUGGCUCUUCAAAUUCUAUCAGGCUCGCUCUCAAGUUCUUUUGUGCGGUGAAGUCAAGAAUCUGUACCUGCUCACCAGCAACAAAACCACAGUGAAGGAGCAGAAUGCCUGUCUGACUCACCCUGACAGAUCAGCUAUGGCAGGUCUGCUGUUGUAGAAAAUUCUUCACCCCAGAGGCUUUAUCUCUCCUGCAGGGAAGGCUCAUGAGCAAAUGCUGUCAUUAGCAACCACGCAUUGUUGAAGGCAUAUAGUGAGAAAAUAUGUCAGGCAUUGUUUCAAUGUACCAAUGUUAGUAGAAAAUCCUGAAGAAUUUUUGAGAUAUUAACUGUAGAUUAAAACAACCUUUAACCUAAAUCCUGAGAAUUUC